This is a messenger RNA of Peromyscus maniculatus bairdii (prairie deer mouse), 1257 nucleotides long. NCBI's taxonomy places the organism in Eukaryota, Metazoa, Chordata, Mammalia, Rodentia, Cricetidae. The record is from RefSeq and is a predicted model, not a curated record.
UAGCUCCAGCUCCAAAAGAUCCAACACCCUCUUCUGACUAUCAAGGCUACCAGGCACACAUGCAGUAAAAACACUCAUACGCACUAAAGCAAACAGAACCCCACCAGUAACAACACUGGAUGGAUGCUCUUGGCUUUCAUUGCUGCCUUCGCAUGUGAGGGAGUUGAGGCUCUGAGGCUAGAAUAGCUUAGCUCGUGCCUUCCAUUGAGGAAGGAGCCUGGGAAGAUGCACAGUGAGCCAGGUGGGCCAGUGCCUAGCCUGAGGCCGGACAUUCAGUGUUUGCUCAGUACCUGGGAACAGGCUGUGGCUGCUAAUCAAAGAACUGCUUUGUUCUCAGACCUCAGCACAGGAAAUUCCAAGGUGGUUUUCUAUGCUGGCCUCUCUAGUUUGGUCUCUGGAGGGUCCGGGUACCUAAAAUGACUUGAAGAAGGAACCAGAUAGUCCAGCCUGCCUAUCUGGGUCUCUGAUUAUUGAGGGGGUGGCUGCUACUUGGAGUGGUCUGGGUUGCUUUGGGCUCAAGUGGGCAUUUUCUUUGGCCCAUAGCCCUUACCCUGUCUCUGAAAUGGUUCUGGCUGAAUAACAACCUUGGGGAGUGGGUGGGGGGUGUAAUUUGGUUUGGGGCGGAGACAGGAUUGAGAACACAGUUUUCCUUGUGACUCAGCACAGAGGGAGGGCAGGAGGAGACUGGAGACCCCAUUCCUCACUCGGUCAUUCUCGGUCCAUGAUGGUGUGGUCCCCUGUGCUCGUCGGUGUUGUCUUCCUGUCUGUUUUCCCAGGGCCUAGCGGGGCUGAUCGUGACAUGCCCAAGCUGGCUGACUGGAAGCUGUGUGCAGAUGAGGAAUGCAGCCAUCCUAUUUCCAUGGCUGUGGCCGUUCAGGACUAUGUGGCCCCUGAUUGCCGCUUCUUGACCAUAUACAGGGGCCAAGUGGUGUAUGUCUUCUCCAAGCUGAAGGGCCGUGGGCGGCUUUUCUGGGGAGGCAGUGUUCAGGGAGGUUACUAUGGAGACCUGGCUGCCCGCCUGGGCUAUUUCCCCAGUAGCAUUGUUCGAGAGGACCUGACUCUGAAACCUGCCAAAAUUGAUGUGAAGACAGAUAUUAUGUACCCAGGCUGGCCUCCCAAUCACUAGCCUUCAGCAUCAGCCUCCUGAGGGCUGCUUCGUUUUCAGAAAUGGGAUUUCUACUGCCAGUGAGCUCAACCUGCUGUUGUCCUUGCUGUUUACCUUCUCGACUUCAUGCAAAUACAACAGCCAACUGCAAA